AUGUUAAAAAUUCGUCUCUAUGAAUUAUAUGAUUAUGUUACUCUAUUUCUUAUUGCUGAAAGUAACCAAACAUUAAGUGGAAAAUCAAAACCAUUAUACUUGAAAGAAAAUUGGUCACGUUUUGCUCGGUAUCACAAUAAAAUGCGUCGUGUUGAAGUCAAUCUUAUCACUUCAAUCAAUAAGGCAAAAAAUUCUUGGAAUAACGAACAAAGAAUGAGAGAUGAAGGAAUUCGAUUAGCUUUACCAAAUUCAACAAAAGAUUUUUUAUUACUUACAUCAGAUGUAGAUGAAAUACCUAAAUCUCGUUUUGUUCGAGCUCUUGCUUCAUGUCAACUUCCUUUACCAUUUCAAUCACUUUUAUUACAAUGUGAUUUUUAUUAUUAUUCAUUUGAAUUUCGUCAUGCUACUCGUCAUUAUUCAGUAGGUGGAACCGUUUCACGAUUCAGUCCGAAUGCAAAAGUACCAUCAGAUUUACGUGGAGAUCGUUUUCGUUAUCGUUCAAUACCUAGUACAUGUUUCCAUUGUUCUUAUUGUUUUGAUCGUCUAGCAACAGUUCGAUUAAAAAUUGCUUCAUUUUCACAUACGGAACUAAAUAUUCCUAAAUUUCAAGAUCAAAAACAUAUUAUUGAUCGUUUUCGUAAUGGUAAAGAUCUUUUUGAUAGACCUGACGAACCAUUACGACGUGUUUAUAUGAAUGAAACUGAAUUACCUCAAUUACUGCAAGUUAAACGAAAACAUUUCAUGUAUAUGCUAGAUAGAUCAACAUCUAAUGCUGGCUUUCUAGAUGUUUAA
This is a messenger RNA of Rotaria sp. Silwood2, 792 nucleotides long. NCBI's taxonomy places the organism in Eukaryota, Metazoa, Rotifera, Eurotatoria, Philodinida, Philodinidae. The record is from the annotation of a GenBank genome assembly.